AAUAUUCGAAUCGAGGUCGGCCGACCGGGUGGACGCGUCUCGUUCUCGUCGCUCCGAUUGAUAAUCCAAUAAGUCGCAUCGUUGUUCGCGGCCCCCCCCCCCACCGCGUGCGGAUCCACAUGACAGUGCAUCACGCGCGUCGUCGUCGUCGUCGUCGUCCUCGUAAUUUUGUAUUUACCGGCGAAAAUAUACGGAUCGCCGCAUCAGUAUUCAGUUGUCCGAUAUCGCUGCGCAACGGCCGGUCGUGCGCGUCACUCUGCUGCACGUUCCGACAUGCAUACGUCAACAUGAUAUGGUAAUAUUAUACGAUCCGGGACAGGAAACAUUUAACAAUUUUCGCGUCGUCGUAUGAUAAACAAUGUGCAUGCCUGCUAUGAUAGUAUAAUGUAAUAAUAUUAUUUUAUGAAAAAAAAACCGGCUCGCUGCAGCGUUCGAUAUAUAUCUAUAUAUUAUUAUAUUUAUAUACCGUCGCAGGUACGUCGUUAUACGGUUGUUAAAAUUAAAAUUACUAAAACGCAUCCCCGACGCGGCGGUAGAUUUUCGAACCGGGGUCGCGCGAUCCGUCGAACAAAAUGGCCGGGUAACGUCGUGCCUCCAUAGCACCCCCGUGUCGAUAACCUCAAAAUAAAAAUAAAAUAAUAAUAAUAAUAAUAAAAAGGCAGUGCGCGAAAAAGAAAAAGAAAAAAAGGGAAAACAAUAUAGGGGAAAAAAACCGAUUUUGCCCGACUCGCGUACGAUACUAUUUAGGUCGACCGCGCGCGCGGUUGUUUGUUCGAUAAAAACGAUUUUGUCGCUCAACACCGUUCGCGUUAAGCGGUCAUCGUCGUCUCGCAUGCGUCCCGCCGUCCCCCGCAGCCGCCUGCAGUGGUGGUGGUGACGACGAGCUGUCGCCUGUCCGUCCGUUCGGUGGUGCCGCUGCCUCGUCCGUGAUUCCUGUUCGUUAGUGGAAGUGGUGGUGCGGCUCUCCCGGCCCGUGUGAAAACCCGAUCCCUUCGUGUUCCGGCGUGGACGAUCCGAUGGCCGCGUCCACCGUCCCGGCGGCUUCCGUGGCCGCGCUACUGGUAGUGCUGCUGCUGGUGGUGCUGCUGCCUCCGCCGCCGGCGGCCGCAGCGUCCGGGCAGCCGCCGGGCCGGUGCGCCAAGUCCGAGCUGAGCGCGUGCUACUGCGGCCGGACGACGUACGACCGACAGGAACUGUACGCCGUCAACUGCACGGGAACGGGGCUGAACAUGCAACAGAGCAUCGAAGUGUUCCUGAACCUGCCUAGCGAGACCGAGGUGCUGAUAUUUACCGGCAACACUAUGCCCGAGCUGCCAACAAAUUUAUUUGGCGUCAACAGCACCAUGGACAAACUACGAUUCCUGGACAUGUCCAACAACGGCAUAAAAGAGAUCAAAGGAAAGAGUUAUCAUCAUGUUUCGAACGUUGAACGGCUGAUACUCAACGACAACAAAAUCGGGUUGAAUGGCAUUGGGUUUCAUCAUCCUAGAGUAUUUUCAAACUUUGAAAGUUUGAUAGAACUUCAUCUCACUAAUGCUUUUGCUGAUGAAGGUGUUGUGAACAUAACUGCCGACUUGCAUGAAGUAUUCGUUUACAGUAAUUUAAGUCGGUUGGCCAAACUUCAUCUUGAACAGAAUAAGAUGAGUGUCAUAUUAGAACCUGAUGUCUUCUGCUCAUUGCCUCAUCUCCUCGACUUACAUCUCAGCAACAAUCUACUCACAGGCAUUGAUUUUAAUAUAAAGUGUAUGCCACAUUUGCGUUUCAUUGACUUAGAAGAUAAUCUUAUACGUGGACUCUCUGAAGAACAAUUCUCCGCCUUAGAUGGUGUACAGAAAAAUAGAUCUUUGGCCAUCGACUUGUCCAAUAACCCAUUUUCGUGUGGCUGUAACAUUGAAAACCUAUAUAGUUGGUUGCGUACCACUAAGGUAAGUGUUCGCAACACUGAUUCUAUAAGAUGUAGCCAAGAUUUGCCAAAAAAUCCUCUUGACCCAUAUGCUGCUUAUCGCAACGAUUGUCCAACUCCAAUACGCACCACAUUAAUUGAUGGCGGUCACGGGGGACACAAAUUGGUAAUGCUGUUUGUGUUUUGUGCUGUAGUUGCAUUUUUGGGUGUUGUAGUAUAUGUAUCUAGAUUUGGAUUGAAACGAUUGAGACCUGAAUUUAAUACUUCUUCGAGAAAGAUACACUACACAACUAUUGGAAAAUGUGAAGAACAAGAAAUACAUGUAUGAUAAUAUGACAAAUGAUUAGUGGUGUUAACAGUAUGGUAUGUGGAAAUUCCGACUCAUGCUUUAGGGAAAGACUGAUAAUCGUUUUUUUUUUUUUAAAUCAAUUUAAUUAAAUAAUUUAAAGAGUAUAUUUAUGAAUUGUUACUCUUUUGUAUAGUUAUGUUACAAACAUUUUGAAUGAACAAUUUUAAAAGAAAACAUUUUAAUUUUUGAUUGAUGCAAGUUUUUUAUUAUUUUUAUUAACGACAUUAAAAAAAUGACUGUUAUUUAACAUUUAAUAUUUAUUAUUUUUUUAAAUGAUUUUUAUUGUCGAUUUGUCAUAUAUAUAUUGUUGAUCUCUAAUAUCUCUUGUUCCUUUGAAGUAUCUCUAUUUGUAGGGUGAAAGUAUGGCCAGUCGGACUUUCCACAUCUGUUAAUACCUACUCCCCUUAGUAGCUAAAUAAAACAUGUCGCUUUGUGUUCAUUCACGUCAUGUAUCUGUUAUAAAGGAAACUUAAAGUUGACUUUACCUAGUAUCUGAUUAAGUAUUAUGAAUUUUUAAAAAUCCUAGUGAGAUGUUACAAAAAUACACCGUCCCAAUUUGUUUUUAUUUUUUGUUGCUAAGUGUUAACAUUAUAUAAUUUUUAAAUGAAUGAGCUUUUACAUAUGUAUUUAUGUACUUACAAAAUUACACUAGUUAUUUUUGACUAGCGCAUGUUUUCAACACACUAUUUUAGCCCAUUUUUCCUAAUUUUAAAUUAUUUAUUACUUUCUUGAUAUUAAAAUUUAGAACAUACUUGAGUUUAAGACGUUUAGACAAAUUGUGUCGAUAACGUAUAGUAAUCAUAGGCGCAACUAGACCUACAUUUUUUGGGGUGCUAAUAUAAUAGAUAUUGGAUUAGUGUUCAGUGAACAUUAUAGAAAGCCAUUAAAUAUCUAACUAAAAUUAUAAAAUAAAAACAAAGAAUAGGGUUAAAUCAUUUUGUGGUGCUGAAGUUGUCCUGGCAUCCCCCUAGUUGCGCAUAUGUUCACAUUUCUUGUCACCAAUAUUAUUAUGUAACAUUUAUGUAGUAUACCUUUGUUAUUUUAUUAUCUGUACUAACUUAUGCCUUAUGGAUAUUGUAUUCUUGUUAGACAAUCAAGAAACUCGAGAUGAACACCAAUGGCUUUUUCACAAUAUAUUUGCUAUAAUAAUGAUUAAUAUUUAUUUUACAUUUGUGGUAAACCAUAAUUUUAAUAUACAUUAUUACAUUUAACAAUGUACUCAAAUUUCGUCUUAUGUUACAUCUAUAAACAUUCUCAAGUUUCUUGAAUUACAAUAUUUCUUGUGAUUUAUGUUAUAUGUACAUAUAAAUGCUUAGGAUAUUUAACUUAUUUUUAGAAGUAUACAUUACACGUAAUAAUUUAUUUAUCUAUACUUGGCUAAAAUUUAAUUCUUAAUUAUAUGCAAUUUACAGUGUACAUUUUUAUACCAUUGUUAAAACUUGUUUCUUAUAGAUUUAAGUAUAGCAAAGUAAAUACUUCACAUUUCUCAUUACUCUUCACUUGUAAUCAUAACUUAUACUUAACUGCUUAUUAAAUACUUAGGCAAUUGUUGACAAUCCAAAGUUGCAUAUCUUGGAUUCUAAUGUUAUCGUAAUAAUAAUAAUUAACAUCACACUGUAAACAAACCUUCAUUAAAAACUUAAAAAGACAACAAAAUAAUGUUUAGGCAGCUUUUACUUGUCUCGUAUUACAUGAUUGUUUUAAAGGUAACGUCGUCGGAAUAUUAAAAAUGUUUCAUAUAAAAUGAAAAAAGAAAAAAAAAUUGUUAAUUGUACUUAACAAAUUUGUUGAUGUUUUGUUUUGAAUCUCGGAUUUUAUAACGUUGUUUAUAAUGUGUAUAUAUUAUGAUGAGUUGUGAAGACGCACUUAACACUUUGCGCUCCGUUGUCAGUUAAACGUUUUCUAAUAACACCGUUUUAGCUAAGUAAAUAGAAGACUUAAAAACACGUCGUGUAACGUAUGAUUUUUGCUGGCUAUUUAUCGUACUUGCAGCCGACGUAUUUCCAUUUUGCAGUGCAAAUCCAAGUACGCGUUAUUGUUACUAUUAUUAUAUUAUUAAAUUGGAGCGCAAAGAGUUGAAACGUUUUUUUUUUAUUAUUAUUAUUAUUAUUAUUAUUAUAAAAUAUUAUAUAAAAGAAAAAACAAAUAAUAAAAAAUAUAUAUAUGUAAGAACGCCUUUUUAGUUUUUAAAUUAAAGAAACCCGUUUUAAUAAACAUUAUAUUCUAUA
Metopolophium dirhodum (rose-grain aphid) is the source of this 4480-nucleotide messenger RNA. Its product is annotated as trophoblast glycoprotein. Gene Ontology annotation, molecular function: protein binding. NCBI's taxonomy places the organism in Eukaryota, Metazoa, Arthropoda, Insecta, Hemiptera, Aphididae. The record is from RefSeq and is a predicted model, not a curated record. Gene Ontology annotation, cellular component: membrane. The coding region runs from base 1017 to 2231 and encodes 404 amino acids. The transcript is spliced from 3 exons.